GCCGGGUCCCACCCACCCCAACGACAAAAAAGAAAAACCAAGUCUCACCGCCCACUGGCCAGUGGCCACUGCAUGCAGCAGCAGAAUUGAAAUGUUCGUUAGAACAUAGCUCAUCCCCCAUUGAAGGAACUACGUUUUCCUCCAUGAAACACACAACAAGAAGCUCCCAAACCCUACGCGCAUCAUCUGGACUCAAUGUUGUGGCGAAGAGCCUUCAGCACCACCGCCGCCAAGCGCCACCUCACGGCCAAGAAAUGGGAUGCGCUGAUCAUCGGCGCCGGCCACAACGGCUUGGUCUCCUCGGCUUACCUGGCCCGAGCCGGCCUCUCCGUCGCCGUCCUCGAGCGCCGCCACGUCAUCGGAGGCGCAGCCGUCACUGAGGAGAUCAUCCCCGGCUUCAAGUUCACUCGCUGCAGCUACCUCUAUGGCCUCUUCCGCCCCUCCAUCGCCAGGGAACUGGAAUUGACGAGACAUGGAUUGAAGCUGUUGAAGCCUUUGGCUUCAUCGUUCACACCAUGUCUUGAUGGGCGUUAUCUGCUCUUGGGCCUCAACCAGGAACAAGACCACUUGGAAAUUUCGAAGUUCUCAAAACGAGACGCAGAUGCUUAUACAAGCUACGAAAAUCAGCUGCAUAGGUUCCAAAAAUUUGUGGAUUUUGUUUUGGAUUCACGUACCCCUGAAACUUUCCCCUGUGAACAUUCCUCUAUCUAUGAUGGCCUCCGGAAUAAGUGGCACAAAUCAGCUUUUUGGGCUCGUUGUCUGCAACAAGUUCUGUCUUUAGGCCAAAAAGAUAUGGUGGAAUUUGUGGAUCUUUUGUUGUCCCCAACUUCAAAGUAUCUGAAUAAGCGGUUUGAGUCGGAUAUACUCAAGGGAACACUUGCAGUAGAAGCUAUCGUUGGAAGUAUGGUAAGUAUCCAUAAUUCUGGGAGUGGAUACGUUCUGCUACAUCAUGUCAUGGGUGAAGUUGAUGGUGAUCAUAAUAUUUGGUCGCAUGUUGAAGGCGGGAUGGGUUCUGUAUCAUUGGCCAUAAGUAAUGCUGCGAAAGAAGCUGGGGUUCAUAUUGUCACCAAUGCAGAGGUUUCACAAGUGAUGAUUGGAGACACAGGCAUAGUGAAUGGGGUAUGCCUGGCUGAUGGGACACAAGUGCAUUCUUCAGUUGUUUUAUCAAAUGCAACUCCCUACAAGACUUUCAUGGAGCUGGUGCCCCAAGAUUUUCUUCCCAGCGACUUUCUUCAUGCUAUAAAGAACUCUGACUACAGCUCUGGAACAACAAAAAUUAAUGUUGCUGUUGAUAGAUUGCCUCAGUUCCAAUGUUGCAAAUCGAGUAAUCCAGAAGUGGGUCCUCAGCAUACAGCUAGUAUUCGCAUUGGUACUGAGAGUAUGGGGGAAAUUGAUACAGCUUGUCAGGAGGCUUGGAAUGGCUUACCAUCAAGGAGACCUGUUAUGGAAAUGACAAUUCCUUCUUCAUUGGAUAACACUAUAUCUCCUCCUGGUAAGCAUGUGGUUAGCUUGUUUACACAAUACACACCCUACAAACCCUCAGAUGGUAGCUGGGAAGAUCCUAAAUACAGAGAAUUAUAUGCACGCAGAUGUUUUAACUUGAUUGAUGAAUAUGCCCCUGGGUUCAGUUCAUCAGUCAUUGGCUAUGACAUGUUGGCACCACCUGAUCUAGAAAGGGAAAUUGGUCUUACAGGGGGUAAUGUUUUUCAUGGUGCUAUGGGUCUAGAUUCACUUUUCCUGAUGCGACCUGUUAAAGGAUGGUCUGGCAAUCGAACACCGGUGAGAGGACUCUAUAUGUGUGGGAGUGGAUCCCAUCCAGGAGGCGGUGUGAUGGGAGCUCCUGGGCGUAAUGCUGCACACAUUGUUCUUGAGGAUGUUCAGAAGCGAUCUCAUUAGGAGACUUGUUUCUGUCUGUCCUUUAUUAUAUCCCUAUCCUUCACUAGAAUCACCACCCUUACUUGUCCAACUAUUGUUGUUUUGCUGACGGUGUAUAUAGUAAUUUUCUUUUGGGGGUAAAAUGUAUACAGUAGCAAAUGAUCCCUGAGAAAAAUGUAAUUAAACAUCACAUUGUAGUUGUAUGUAUUAGCCGACUCAGUUAUAUCAUAUAUGGCAUGUGAUCCUUGAUCAGGUUUGUAUCAAAAUAUGACAGGCUUUCCUUGGAUAUUGCAUUUGCUCAUACUGUCAAACGUUGACGCGUAUGUGAGUGAUUUUUGACUGUUAAUGCAUAAGGUCCACACUACAUCAUUGAUUAAGACUUAUCGUGGCAAAACAUUACAUGUCU
Molecule: messenger RNA, 2281 nt
Organism: Prunus dulcis (almond)
Lineage: Eukaryota; Viridiplantae; Streptophyta; Magnoliopsida; Rosales; Rosaceae
Product: pyridine nucleotide-disulfide oxidoreductase domain-containing protein 2-like
Exons: 16
Coding region: 196-1896 (566 amino acids)
Molecular function (GO): oxidoreductase activity
Source: RefSeq, a predicted model, not a curated record